Messenger RNA from Porites lobata, 6686 nucleotides. NCBI's taxonomy places the organism in Eukaryota, Metazoa, Cnidaria, Anthozoa, Scleractinia, Poritidae. The record is from the annotation of a GenBank genome assembly.
AUGAGUUUGGACGCGGCAGUGAGCGUUUUAACGCGGGCUGUAGAGCUGGAUCAAUUCCAAAGCUAUUCAGAAGCCUUAGUUUGCUAUCAAGAAGGCCUUGCACUAUUGAUGAAUGUGCUGAAAGACACAAAAGAUGACUCUACAAGGGUGCUCUACCGUGAGAAAAUGGAGUCUUACAUUGCUCGCGCAGAAAAGCUGAAAACGUUAGUAAAAGAGCAGAAGGAAGCAGGAACUUUUCACGAAAAAAUCAACAUAAAGGACGGAGCAGUUGGAUAUAGUUACCGACGAGUGUUUGACAAAUAUUUGGAAGGAAACGUCACGGAAGUUGUUGUCGAAGAUCCGUACAUUCGAAACUUGCAUCAGAUAUACAACUUCCUUCGAUUUUGUGAGCUACUUGUUACUGUUGGCACAGUGCGAGACAUCAAACUUGUAACUGGUGAGUGAUAUACAAAAAAUUACAAUUUCAGAAUUACCAACCCAGUGUCGGAACGUUCACCGAAUUUGGGAGGGGAAGAUCUAGAGCUGGGACAAGUACAGUAGUGAGUUGUGGGGAAAGGUUUGAGAUGUCUCUUCACCUUGUAUGUUUUGUUCCCCCAAUGUAGGUCAUGUAAUAAUACUCUAGAGAGUAGUUUCAUUCAAAUGUUGUCUUAUUUCUGUGCAUAUGUAUGCAUAAUUCAUGAAAUGACAUAGGGGGCAAAUUCCCCUGAGACGUUCAAGAAUUGGGAAACAAAGCAGGCAAGCUAAAGAGGUCUAUUUUCUAGUGAAAGCACUCAGUGCCGGAUCCACACCUCGAUAUAAGUGGGCGGGGGCUGGUCAUCCAGAUGCUUAGAUAAGGGGAGGGGAGGGGGGCAGUCUCCAGAAAAAUGUUUUUUGGCCCUUUGGGCCCCCGUUUGGUCUAAACAUACCGCGAGGCCCAGGCCCCUCCCCUGGGACUUCUAGCAGGAAUUAUGGGUUUUCAAAGUCACAUAGCAUGAUCUCAUGUGAGAUAGUUCUUGAAAUUGUUUCCCUCCUGCACUCCAGGAGAGCUUCCUUGCAGGCUAUAAGACUCACAACAGUUAAGCUUAUGAGACUUGGCAAGCCUGACAAAUCGCAUUUAAUGCUUCAAAAAUUUAACUUUUAUGACAUCAUUACUUUAGAAGUAUAGCCACAACAUAUGUACUUUCACGCCACUGCAAUGUGUUUCACAGCGCUCUUUGUCAUUUUUUCUCAAAUGGUAGAAGCUUUCCAAUAUACAGACUAAGUAGGGGCAUUAGUUUUAGGCAACAUUACGGUAAAAUGAAACUAAAAUUGCACCCUUCAGAAUCACUAAAAGUCAAAUUUCAAACUCUGCGUUCACAAGUAAAGCGCGCGAUCAGAGAAAGCAGGGACAAGUUCUUUGAGUCUGCUAACAUCGAGUUCAAGAUCAAUCCCAAACGUCUCUGGUCAGUAUUAAAAACUCGCUCAAAGUCGUGAAACAUACCACAAAGUGUCUCCAUGGCAACUGGUAACCUACGUGCAACCACUGACACCCCAGAAGAAAUCGCUCUGUUCCUCAAGAGGACCAAGUAGAUAACGGCGCAGGGAAAUUCCCUGCCGCAGAACCCUCCUUUAGCGAUAUUGUGUUGCAAGUCUGCGAAGUUGAGGCUGUCCUAAGAUCACUAGACCCAAACAAAGCCACUGGUCCAGACGAGAUCCCGGCUAGAAUCCUAAAGGAAACCGCCACUACUAUUGCUCCAUCACUAUGCAAGCUGUUCAACAGGUCUCUGGGGAAGGAUACAUACUGUCUGAGUGGAAAUUGGCCAAUGUAGUGCCUGUCUAUAAGAAGGAUGAAACAGAUCAUGUUGAAAACUAUAGGCCUAUCUCCCUACUUUGCAUUAUUUCUAAAGUCCUCAAACGUUGUGUCUUGAACCGCAUCCAUGACCGAUUAGAAGAUCUGUCAGCACGGGUUCCAGAGUGGACGUUCAUGUGUCACAAAUCUACUAGAGAUCCUAGAUUACAUUGGUGCUAUUCUUGAUAGAGCUGGUCAAGUAGAUUGUGUGUAUUUAGACAUGUCCAAAGCCUUUGAUAAGGUUAGACAUGACCUCCUUAUGGAAAAACUGCGGGAUGCUGGCUUCAGAGGGAACCUGCUCACAUGGUUUCACGCGUAUCUCUGUGGUAGGCGCCAACGUGUCACGGUACUAGGUGCGACAUCACGUGACCUACCCGUCACCUCUGGAGUCCCACAGGGAUCAAUACCCGGAUCUGCUCUCUUCUUGUUAUAUGUGAACAACCUUCCAGAUUCUAUCCUCAAUAGCAAAGUGGCAAUGUUUGCAGAUGACACUAAAGUAUACAAGGUAGUGAUUUCUGAGGAUGAUGGCGCCGCUCUCCAACAAGAUCUGGAUAAUCUGUCUUCAUGGUCCGCUGCCUCUGGCCUAGCCUUCAAUGAUAAGAAAUGCAAGCUUCAGACCAUUAGGAGGAAGCGCAAGCCCAUCUGUAUGAGCUACGAGGUUAACGGCAGUACCAUCAAGUCCUGUGAGGUAGAGCGUGACCUUGGCAUCUCCUUGGACUGUGACUUGACUUGGCACGCCCAAGUCUCUCACCAAGCUGCACAUGCAAAUAAGUUGUUAGGUUUCGUUAGGAGGAACUCUAGGUUUAUUCACAGUCAUAGGCGUACGGAAAAUUUUUUGCCAGGGGGGGCGGUAAACCAUUUGCCCAAAAAAAUCUCCUAAGUUGCCCAAAUUUUUACGAAAGAGUCGAAAAGAAAUGAGGGCCAUAUUGCAACAACAUAGGCCGUCCUGGCAUAUGAAGGUGGCUCGAUACAGGUUUUCAGGGUCAAUACCAAGUCUGAGCAUAAACUACGUCGCCAUAAACAAACAUUUGGAAAAACUGCGAUCACAGUGGUAUUAAGAUGAAAAUUUGGCAUUAUCAGGGUUGCAGUGACAUCGGAGUUGUCGUAGCAACGAAAUGACUCCAUUACCUAUUUUUUCUCGGUACGGGAACCUUACAAAAUCGUUCACAGGAGCUUUUUUCUCCAAUAUGGUCGCCUCGAUGUUCGUGAAGUUUAAGCAAAACCUUAAGAGCGUUAUCGAGAUAUUUUGCAAUGAUUUUUCAUUAUUAGAAAUACGGUAGGAAAAAGAAAAUCUUGAUUUUUGGCCAUUAUCUGUAGAAAACGAAGUGCCUUUGUCCUGCAAUUUCACCUCAUAGUAGCUUUAAUCUUUUUAAAAACUUGUGUGAAAGAUCGUGGAGGUAGCUCUGCUUGACUGCUAGAAUGGAAAGAAGGAUUUGAUUAGUAUGUAUCGAGACACUCUUGUUAGCGGUUUUGUAAACAUUUUUGUCUACUUUAACAAAUCAGCGGAUAAUUUUAAACCGCUCGAUAGAUUUUUUAAAAGAAUUAAGAUUCUUCUCGUAAUUCAAACUGAGAAUUAGUCAGCCACUUCUUCAUGUUCAUACAGUUUUCAGUCGAAAUCGCGCGGAAACGCUUGCUAUGCAGGCAAUACCCAUUGCUAAAUGCUAUCUGCCAUACACUGUUCGAGUGGAGAUGAUUCUAGAAAGUUAUGCGAAAGUUUAUUUUAAUCAAUUCUCGACUGGAAAUAGCCCAUUCCAGCUAGUGCAGUGCAGUAUAGUGCCCAUCAAAAAAAAAAACUGCAAAUAUGUAAAUUACUCAUCACAUGCUAAGCAACCACUGUAAUGUAACUGGAUUAUUACGCCUACUUCAGGUUAAUAUUCAGCUCUUUAAAAUAAUUAAAUGAACGUGGAGACUUCCUUUAAAAACUGGCUUUGCCCAAAUUUCCUCUCGCUGCCCAAAAAAUCUGAGUUGCCCAAACUUUGGGGGGGCUGCAGCCCCCCUCGCCCCCCGGCCCGUACGCCUAUGUUCACAGUACUUCCGUAAGGCGCACAUUAUACCUCGGGCUAGUUCGUGGUCAUCUUGGCUAUGCAACCCAGGUCUGGGCACCCCAAGGCAUUGAACUAAUUUCUAAACUCGAAAGUAUCCAAAGACGUGUCACCAAAUUCAUUCUUUGCUUGCCUUUUUUAACAAAUAUCUCUUACAAAGAAAGACUAAUGUCUGUAAGCCUACUUCCUGUGUGCUACUGGCACGAGUUACUAGAUCUAGUAUACUUUUACAAGGCUACGCAUAACAUGAUUCACUUAGAUCCGUCUUUUGUUCCCCUCGUGCGUGAAUGCGCGCGAAGGACCUGUAUAUCUGUGAUGAGCUCUCAAUCUUUUGUGCCUAAAAAAUGCAGGACUUCUACCUUUCAGAAAUCUUUUUUCAUUAGAACCACUAGAAUCUGGAACCUGCUUAUUACUAGACUUGACCUAGAUAAUGUUACUUUUGAGAACUUUAAAUCUGUUCUUUACGGUUAUUACUCGCGGGCUCUAGCAAUAAACUAUGACCCGGACUCUCCAAGGAGCUUCAAAAGUAUUUGCCUGAAAUGUAACACAGCCAGGUUUUUAGACCAGGAAAUUAGCUGCUGCAUGUGAUUUAAAUUGCUACUUCUAUAUCUUUUUAUUUUGUGGGUCCGCAGUAAUUGGCUUUAGCUGUUGCGGUGUCCCUGCCCUAAUAUUUUGUUUGCAUAUCUACAGUGUUGUCUUUUUUUUGCAUUCUUCAGGGCAAAGCUAAUAAAAUAAAAUAAAUAAAAUAAAAUAAAAUAAUUUUUAUUUAUUUUUUCACAGUUCAAGAUGAAGAUCCUGAGAGUCAAAAUAAUCAAGCCAAGAGGCUGCAAGGACUUAAAAACAGUUUAAAGAGACACAACAUAAAUUUAGAGAUUGGGUACUCAUCAACCCUUCAUGACCGUGAAAUCCGGUUCAACAAUGGUUGGGUGAUUAAAAUCGGCCGUGGCCUUGAUUACUUUAAAGCACCUCCUGGGAAAUUCUGCAUUGGAUUUUGUGACUUUAACUUGCGAGAAUGCCACGAAACUGUGAUUGAUAUUUAUCUAAAGAAAAGAUGAAUAAUAACCACACAAAUGUAUUUCACGUAUAAUAAUUUAUAGCCAUUUCGGAGUUGCGUACGGAACUGGGGCGAGUUUCAAAUUUCAACUAAUCAAUAAACUGACACCAUCAUAGAAAAGGUUAUGUUGAGAUUGGUCAUUUGGCCAAGUAUAUAAACUCUUUAAAAUUUUUCAGUUUUUCUUUUAAACUGUGAAAUUCGUAAUGCUUCUACUACUUGGAAGGAACUGAUUCGAAAAUCACUGUGUUUGCCCAUUUUUAGGAAUAUCACAGAAAUCGUGAAAAAAAUUAAGAGUUUAUAUGGUUUUGGGGGAUGCUGUCACAAAACUACAGAGGUUUGUAUGGCUCUUAACCAUAUUUCAAGAGUCAUAACUUGAUCCCUGUUCAACCUUAGAGCACCAAACUUGGUUAAAUGACCCAUCUCAACAUGACCUUUUAUGUGGUGGUGUCAGUUUAUCGAUUAGUUGAAAUUUGAAACUCACCCCAGUUCCCUACGCAACUCUGAAAUGGCCAAUAAUGCCACUGGAACCAUUGUCUGACGUUAGCUAUAGGGAUGACACAGGGUAUGAACUGGUAAUGGUUUCCUUAAGUUUAACCAUUACACAGUUACAACAAAUAAGUAGUUUAAUGGUUGUUAUUAAUAGUUAUAAAAUAAUAUUGUAUUAACUUAUUUUUAGAUUUAUUUUAAGCAAGGCGAAAGUUGUAUGAAAUUUUGAUUUUUUUAGCCCCAAAAUAUAACUACACUGUAACUUAUUGUUAGGAAAUUGUGUGCAUACGAUAUACUGUUGGAGAAAUAGCUCUUUGUUCAUUUCAAAGCCAAGCCACAUAUAAAACAAACUUCUUUGCAAUGGAAGGAAAUUAUAUAUAGAGGAUAUUACACGGAGGCGCGAAGAUAUGAAUUUUAUUUUCGAGUGGCAAAUAAAAUUCAUAUCUUCAAGCCGCCGUGUAAUGUUCUUUUUAUUAUAUAGACCAAAUAACAUCGAUAAAAUAAUAGAGCUGAGGGAAAUUAACAAAAUAAGGUCAUCGAUAAACUCACGUGUGAGAUUAUGGAAAAUAAACCACUUGGGUCCCGGAUGUAGUUUUUAUGAAUUUUACGAGUGGUAUAUUUUCCAGUAAAACACUCGUGUCUAUAUAAUAAAAAAGCAUCUUGCUAACUAUCUGCAAGUGGCUCUUUGUUACACUUUUGAUUCCUUUUGUACUCAUCAUGAGCUUUUCUGAUUGGCUGUGAAUCCAGGAAAGAAAGAGACGUUUGGCAUCAUCAUUAUUUUCGCUAGUUGUAUCUGAUGUUGUCGAAAAAAGAAACCCUGAAAAUUAACAAAAAAGGACGAUUACAGAUACUCAAAGGUAUAUAUUCUGGUGAAGGAAAUUAAUUGGCACUAGAAACUGUUAGCAAGCUUUGACAUAAAGGCAGUGACGUUUCUAUAGGAAUAAUUUUUUUCCAUGGAGAUCAUAUUUUGUUCCAGGCUUUCAGAUAGAACUAAGGAGGCGUCACAAAUAAACAGAUAGGGGAGGGGGGACUGGGGAUGUUUUCAGGUUUGUGCGCCCCGUUGGCCUGCAUAGCAGGUGUCGAAAGGGGUAGGGAGGAAGGGAUAAAGGGAGGGGGAUUGGAGCUUUUCUCACUCCCCGCUUCCCCCUCCCCUUUCGGCCUGCCACUCAGGCUACACCCUUUUUUCCUUCGCUCCGCUCGCUGUACGUAUCUGAACGCCAAGUACAGGCUAAUCUUGUAUUUGAUUAGGGUUCUGGCAAGUACUGUUAUUUGUAUUGAUUACCAAUAGCAACUGGAC